GCCAAGUAUUGCCUCGUUAAUUUUCCGGCGGCGUCUGGGCGAGCUCCUACCGGCGAGGGACCGCCGCUCAUCGUCGAUACCGACUCGUGGAACGAGGUAUCAUUUCCGCUAGAUCUCGUAGACAGCUCUAUACGACGACGUCGCCAUAUCUUCGUUUCUAGCACUUCGUCCGUAGCCAGAAAAACGGAGUAGCCGUGGGACAUGCUAUAAGCACCUAUCUUAGGACUGCAUCAUUCACGGUAGAUCGCCAUUUGACUUGGCCUAAGCCAGAGGCUCAACUGGAGGAGAAAGGUGCCGUUUUUAUCGGAGACACUUCUUCGGGAAAACAAUUUUGCCCGUGAAUACUGCCUGAAGCAACUGGACGAGGCAAUUUUGCGAGCAGCGUUUUGCGAUCUGGUACCGCAACAAUGACCUAUCGUCAUUACUUCCUGGGGCUGUUGGCAACAAGCCUUUACCAUGGGAUGACCGCACAGGGCAGCAUCGGGCUCCACAUGGCCAAGAACUUCCAGGCCAUCUUGGGCGAUCCCGUCACAUUGCCGGCCACGUACUCAUCAGACUACGCCGUAGUUGCGGUAACGUGGUAUAAAGUACAGGGGAAUGAUAAGUCUAAGCGGACCAUGAUCUUUAAUUAUGCUCCAAUGGCGGGUCUAAGAGAGGCCUAUGGUACUUACGUUGGACGAGCAGACAUUGUAGACGGUGCAGGUCUAAGGAUCAACCCCACAAGGUUGCAGGAUGAAGGAACAUAUGUGUUAGUGGUCAUGGUUGCGGGAGUGCCCAGUGAAGAGGGCUUUGUAAAACUUUCUCUUUUGGUUCCUCCUGUGGUGCAAGUUGGACCCACAAGUCCUUUCGUCGUGACGUCAGGUAAAACCGUCACCCUGACAUGCGCAGUGAGGAACGCCAAGCCGAACGUGACGUCACUACACUGGAAGAAAGAUGACUUCCCAAUCGAGACCUACGGAUUCGACACGAAGUACUCCGGCGGAAACGUCCGGACGCCAUCUUUGAACAUUCAUCACGUGACCAGGACCGACUCGGGUCGAUACAGCUGUGUGGUGGAUCACGUGAUCCAGUCGGCGAGUGAUGAGAUGCAAGUUGACGUUCAAUAUCCGGCGUCCAUAAUUAGCAUGUCAGACACCAGUGCUGCCACAGUAUUCGAUCACGUGACCCUGCAGUGCGUUGCCGAUGGCAACCCGCCGCCUAACAUCACGUGGACAAGAGACGGCAUCCCAUUGGCUGCUAGGUCUCACGUCCUGUCGCGUGACGUGCGCGCCAGUUCUGUGAUCCUGCGUGACGUCCAGGUGAACGACACGGGCACGUACCUGUGUGCGGCGGGCAACUUCGUUGGCGAGGGGGAUGUGAAGAAAUUACAUCUCAAGGUACAAGCUCCGGGAGUCAGCAUGUCAUCCACCACGAUCGCCAUCAUCGUAGGCUCCACAGCGGGCGGCCUGUGGCUGCUCAUCUGCAUAGCGAUCUGUGUGUACGGUGUCAGGAGGCGGAAAAGGGCGAAGGAGAAGAAGAAGUUCGCGUUCUACUACAACAUGGGUCGCCGUGACCCGCCCGUAGGAAAGAGUCCCAAACGAACUAAGGGAAGUGAACCGCCGCCCUAUGUUGUAUUACCAGCAAAGCCCGUGGGGUCCAAAUCCACCUACGCCGGGAUAAACACGAUGAGGAAGACUGCAGCCCUCAAAGGCUCGCGGCGAUUCGCCAAGGCCCUGUACUCGUACGUGCCCCACGAAGAGAACGAGCUACGCUUGGAGGUUGAUGACGUCAUCGAGGUGCUGGAGGGGGAAGAUGGCGGCUGGUGCUUGGGUUACCUGCGGGGCAGGAUAGGCCUCUUCCCCUCCAACUAUGUCAAGUUCAUACAGGAUCGGAGAGUUGUGGCAGCUCGCCAGAUUGCCGAAGCGGAGGAAAUACAGAUGAAGCGGAGUGUUUAAAGGCGACGUCUAAGAUGGAUCACUGUUGCCGUACGAGACUCAGAAAGUUGUCUCUCGACUCAAGCUACUCCAUCCGUAUACUUCACUCGCGGGCAAAAGUGACGGGUUGGCGCGGUAUCAAAGUAUUUCAUCAAAAUACACUUCACCGUUUGAUACGGUUGUGUGUACAGAAGAAGAAGACAGGCAUUUGAUGGCUAAUAAUACGCUACUGCAUUUCUCGCAACGUCGCAGUACGACAGCAAACUGAUUAGGGUAUUCGUAUAAUAGUUGUGAGUGCAAAUUUUAAUUGUCUUGUGGCAGAAAAGGCUAAUUUACAUCCUUCUUGCUUGUUUUUGGUUCUGUCACAGCCUGCUUGAAAAGUUAACAUCAAAAUUGUAUGACCGCUCACGACAAAUGUGACUGCGAGAUGUAACUAGUACCCAUCAAUAUACGACAACGGUAAUACUUGAAGUUGAAUGUAAGUUCAUCUGUGACGGUAGCCAACCUUCCCUCAACAGAAACGGGGGCCGAUAUCAACU
Molecule: messenger RNA, 2452 nt
Organism: Branchiostoma floridae (Florida lancelet)
Lineage: Eukaryota; Metazoa; Chordata; Leptocardii; Amphioxiformes; Branchiostomatidae
Product: hemicentin-1-like
Exons: 8
Coding region: 408-1934 (508 amino acids)
Biological process (GO): cell-cell adhesion
Cellular component (GO): cell-cell junction
Molecular function (GO): cell adhesion molecule binding
Source: RefSeq, a predicted model, not a curated record